Aquila chrysaetos chrysaetos is the source of this 2655-nucleotide messenger RNA. It is a transcript of the gene SPIRE2, whose product is annotated as spire type actin nucleation factor 2. Bases 81 to 2246 code for a protein of 721 amino acids. Gene Ontology annotation, molecular function: actin binding. The transcript is spliced from 15 exons. The record is from RefSeq and is a predicted model, not a curated record. Gene Ontology annotation, cellular component: cell cortex; cytoplasmic vesicle membrane. Lineage: Eukaryota; Metazoa; Chordata; Aves; Accipitriformes; Accipitridae. Gene Ontology annotation, biological process: actin nucleation; Golgi vesicle transport; actin filament polymerization.
CCCACCCCGCCCCUCCCGGGGCCCCGCCCGCCCGUACGGCGGCGGCGGCGGCGGCGGCGGCGGCCGGCGGGGAUGGGGCGAUGGCGCGGGCGGGCGGCGGGGCCCCGCGGGAGCUGUCCCUGGAGGAGGUGCUGAAGUGUUACGAGCAGCCGCUGAACGAGGAGCAGGCCUGGGCCCUCUGCUUCCAGGGCUGCCGCGCCGCCGCCGCCGCCGCCGCCCCCGCCGCCCCCCCGCUCCGCACCGCCGACAUUCGCCUCCGCGGUGACGGUAGCGUCGUUCUUCCCGCACCUCCGCCCGAGCUGCCCCCGCUGCUGACGCCCUCCGCCGAAGCCCAGAUGGUGCAGUCAUUGGGCUUCGCCAUCUACCGGGCGCUGGACUGGGGGCUGGAUGAGAACGAGGAGCGGGAGCUGAGCCCGCGGCUGGAGCAACUCAUCGACCUGAUGACCAACAGCGACUCGGAGGACAGCGGCUGCGGCACGGCCGACGAGGGCUAUGGGGGGCAGGAGGAGGAGGAGGAGGGGGGCGAGGGGCCGCCGCGCGCCGUGCGCACCUUCGGCCAGGCCAUGCGGUGCUGCGCCGCCCGCCUGGCCGACCCCGCUGAGGCCCAGGCGCACUACCAGGCCGUCUGCCGGGCGCUCUUCGCCGAGACCGUGGAGCUGAAAGCCUUCCUCGCCAAGAUCCGGGAUGCCAAGGAGAUGCUGCAGAAGCUGAAGGAGGACGAGGAGGCGGAGGAGCGGCCGGCGGCGGAGCUGGGCAACCUGCGCAACACCGACUGGGCCCGGCUGUGGGUGCAGCUGAUGCGGGAGCUGCGGCACGGCGUGAAGCUGAAGAAGGUGCAGGAGAAGCAGUUCAACCCCCUCCCCACCGAGUACCAGCUCACCCCCUUCGAGAUGCUCAUGCAGGACAUCCGCGCCCGCAACUACAAACUCCGCAAGGUCAUGGUGGACGGAGACAUCCCCCCCCGAGUGAAGAAGGACGCCCACGAGCUCAUCCUCGAUUUUAUCCGCUCCCGGCCCCCGCUGAAGCAGGCGUCGGAGCGGCGGCUGCGGCCCCUGCCCCAGAAGCAGAGGACGCUCCACGAGAAGAUCCUAGAGGAGAUCAGGCAGGAGAGGAAGCUUCGGCCCGUGGAGGCGGCGUACCGUGGCCAGAAAGGCUACAGCUCCCUGCCCUGCAUCCCCCACGCCUGCUCCGGCCGCCUGGCCUCCAGCUCCUGCCUUGAGCUCUGCCGGCCGCCGGCAAGCACCGCGCCGGCACGUCCACGGCCCCGUGUCCUGCUCAAGGCGCCCACCCUGGCCGAGAUGGAGGAGAUGAACAUCUCUGAGGAGGAGGAUUCUCCGGGCACGGAGGUGCCGCUGAAGCGGGACCGCUCCUUCUCUGAGCAGGACCUGGCACAGCUGCAGAGCCAGCUCGGGGGCGGCCAGGCUGCGCCCCAGGAUCCGGAGCCGCUGCAGCCCGAGCCCCGGCCCCGCUCAGGCUCCGUCCCCGCCAGCUGCCACCCGCUGCCAGAUGGCUCAGCACCGCCCCGGGCUGCCCUCGGCGCCGUGGAGGAGAGGCCAGAGGAUGGAUCCGGCGCUGCCCCCGGCACCAGCUCCAAGCACCUCUGGCUUGAUGCUGUGUGCCCAUGCCGGGAGGCUCUGCCCGUGGCACAGGGAUGCUCUGGGCCAUGCUUCGUCCCCCUUCGCCAGCAGGAGUUCAGCCACCCUGUGGAGAGCCUGGCCCUCACCGUGGAGGAGAUGAUCAACGUGCGCAGGGUGCUGGUCAAGGCUGAGAUGGAGAAGUUCCUGCAGAGCAAGGAGCUGUACAGCAGUCUGCGGAAGGGGAAGGUCUGCUGCUGCUGCAGGGCCAAGUUCCCCCUCUUCUCGUGGCCUGCGGCGUGCCUCUUCUGCAAGCGGUCUGUCUGCAGCUCCUGCAGCCUGAAGAUGAAGAUGCCUUCCAAGAAGCUGGCUCACAUCCCUGUCUACGCGCUGGGCUUCGAGAGCCUCCCGGGCUCGCUGCUGGCCAAAGCCCUGCCGCUGCGGAGGAGAGAGACCUUCCACUCGCUCCCGGGCACGUGCUGGCGCCGGGUGGAAGAGGAGUUCCCCCACAUCUACGCCCAGGGCUCCGUCCUGCGCGACGUCUGCAGCGACUGCGCCGGCUUCGUCACCGACGUCAUCUGCUCCAGCCGCCGCAGCGUGGCCGUCCUCAACGCCGCGCCGCGCCGCGCCGUCAAGGCCCGUUCCCUCUACGGCGACUCCUGGCACAAGUGAGGGACCCGGCGUGAGGGUGCCGGCCGCCCCAGCGCAGACCCCGCUAGCGGCCACCCGGAUGUACAUAUAUACAUAGGAUGUAUACAUACAGCCUCUAUAUUUAUAUAUCUUACGGACCAGGGGGAGGCGAGGACCGGCAGCACAGCGGGGCGCCUGCCAUCCCCGCCAUCCCCGCCACCGGUGGGACGCUGGCACAGCCCCUGGGGGGGACGGAUCCUGCUGCGGGGGUGCCCGCAGCCGCCAGCCUUCGCCCCCCCCCCCCCCCAAAUCCCCCAGCCCCGCUUCUGUGCCAAGCCCUGGCUGCGCCGGGCAGGUGCCAGGCCACGCCGGGGUGCCCAGCGCCGCGGGCUGGCACGGCCGCUCUGUACAUCCUCACCCCGGUGAAUAAACCCGCUGGGCUGCCCCCGGG